Molecule: messenger RNA, 3942 nt
Organism: Danaus chrysippus (African queen)
Lineage: Eukaryota; Metazoa; Arthropoda; Insecta; Lepidoptera; Nymphalidae
Source: the annotation of a GenBank genome assembly
AUGGGAGUUCGUCAAAAUCCUUGGACACCAACCAAAAGACGAGGACCCAUCGCUGCUGAAACUGCUAGUCCUGGACCAGCUGUCGUUUCUCUUCCUUCUCUUAUAGGCAAGCCUCCGCCGGAAUCUAGAAAGCCAAGAGCACCAGCGUUCACGUUUGGACAGAAAUUGGAAGCUGCGGGUAAGGAUAAGAGUGGCCCCGGUCCCGCUUCUUACAACACGGAAGGCAUGACAGCUAAAGGACGGGCGGCGGGCCCGGCGGCUUCUUUGCAUGGUCGAUGGCCACCACCUCGAGUAACGCCAACACCAGCUCCUUGCGACUACGAGCCCAGCAAGGCUGCCCGAGCUGUUCUUGAUCAUGCUCCAGCAUUCUCGAUAGGUCUUCGCGUUUCUCCCCCACAGGCAGGAAAUAAAACACCAGCGCCUAACGUUUAUUCUAUGCCACCUGUUCUUGGAGAAGCGAGAGAAGGCAGCAAGCGAGCGGCACCGGCAUUCAGUAUCACGGGUCGUGGCAAAGCGAUCGAGUCGAAGACACCGAUGCCUGGUCCUGGCACUUACACGACGGAUAAAGCGGCAUCUGUUAUUACUAAACGUCCUCCAGCCUACACUAUGGCACCUAGACGGGAGCUGAAGCCUCCAACCGCAGCUGUUCCUGGUCCGGGAGUCUAUUGUCCAGAAAAAGCUAAGUCUCAUCGUACUCAAUCACCAAAACUCACAGUUAAGUCAUCUAGUAAAAUUAAAAAAGUAGAGCAGAUACCAGCGCCUAAUGCUUAUAGUCCGGAAAAAGCAGAUAGGAUUUUAAGAGAAAAAUCUCCAGCGUUUUCUUUUAGAACUAAAUCAGAAAUAAUCAAAGUUCACGACGCCCCUGCACCAAAUGUAUAUUCUCCGGAAAAAUCUUUACAUGCUUUGAAAAACGGUCCUAAGUAUACUCUUUCUGGAAAAGGAACUGCGGAGAAACAUGAUAUUACUCCUGCACCAAAUUCUUACAACCCCCAAAAAGCUGAUAAAUUACUUCGUGAAAGUUCACCUGCUUAUACACUGAGAUCCAAAGAAAUAGUUGAAAAGAUUGAGGACACACCAGCUCCUAAUGUAUAUGCUCCGGAAAAAUCUAUGCACAUGUUAAAUGGUGGUCCAAAAUUUACAAUAUUGGGCAAAGGAUGUCAGAUGAAAACGGAUAUCUUGCCUGCUCCUAACAGUUAUAAUCCGGAAAAAGCUGAUAAGAUUUUACAUGAAAGCACUCCAGCAUAUUCUUUUAGGGUUAAAGACCAUCCAACUGUAAGGAGUGAAUCACCAGCUCCGAAUGUUUAUUCGCCUGAAAAAUCUAUGCAUUCAUUAGACAGUGCUCCAAAAUUUUCAAUAAGUGGAAAAGGUCACUCUGAAAAAAUUGCAGAUACUCCAAGCCCAAAUGCCUAUAACCCUAAUAAGGCGGAUAAAUUAUUACACGAAUCCUCACCUGCUUACACGUUUCGAGCAAAAGAUAAAAUAUUAAAAACUGAUAAUUUUCCUGCACCUAACGUGUAUUCGCCCGAAAAGUCAAUACAUUUAUUAGAUAGUACACCAAAAUUUACCAUGGCAGGUAAAGGUUCUUCUCCGAAAAUAGAAGAUGUUCCGGCUCCAAAUGCAUAUUGCCCUGAUAAAGCUGACAAACUUCUUCACGACUCUUCACCUGCUUAUACGUUAAGACCUAAAAUUUCGGAAGGGAAACUCAGUGACACUCCAGCACCUAAUGCAUACGAACCUCGCCUUAAAGAUGAUGCUCCAAAAUAUAGCUUGUACGGAAAAGGACAUGACAUUAAGCCAUCUGAUACCCCUGGACCUAAUGUCUAUGAUCCGCGCUUACUUGAUAAUACUCCUAAGUACUCUUUAACAGGAAAAGGUCACGAUACCAAAGUAUUCAAUACACCUGGACCUAAUAGUUACGAUCCUCAUGUACCUUCAAAUGCACCAAGAUACACCAUGUCAGGGAAAGGUCCCGAUGAAAAAUUUCCUGAUGUUCCUGCUCCGAACGCUUAUAAUGCUUUAUUACCUAAUAAUGCACCAAAAUUCACGAUGAGUGGAAAAGGUACUGACCCUAAAAUGUUUAUUACUCCUGGACCUGAUUCUUAUGAUCCACAUUUACCUCAAAAUAGUCCGAGAUAUACAAUGGGUGGUAAAAGUAAUGACCCAAAAUGUUUUGAGGUCCCAGCGCCUAAUGCAUACGAGCCUCAUAUUAUAAAUGGAUCUCCUAAAUAUACAAUAUGUGGAAAAGGACACCCUGAUAAAAUAAUUGACAACCCUGCUCCUAAUGCCUAUGAUCCAAAUAAAUAUCCACACAGUGGCGAGCCAAAGUAUAGUUUUGGUAUCAAACGACCAGCACUGAAAACUGAUAACUAUCCCGCUCCUAAUGCUUACAAUACUGAUCGAGCUGAUAAAGUUUUACAUGAAACUUCACCGGCAUAUACAUUCCGACCUAAAAUUGAUGACAGCAAAAAACCAGAUACACCGGGUCCCAAUGUGUACAAUAUAGAGAAGGCUGAUAAAGUUAUUUUAGAACAUACCCCUUCAUACAGUUUAUCACCGAAAGGAAAGGAUGCCAAAAUAAACGAUACCCCAGCACCAAAUGUUUAUAAUCCAGAAAAAGCUGACAAGCUCUUAUUAGAUAACGCACCACGAUAUUCGUUCAGAAUAAAAACAAACCCACAUAAAUCAGAUAAUAAUCCAGCCCCCAACAAUUACAACCCUGAUAAGGCCGAUAAACUUUUACACAGUGCUCCACAAUAUACAUUUAGAAUCAAACCCGAUGUCAUAAAAGCUAUGGAUACUCCUGCACCUAACUCUUACACUAUACCAAAUCUCCAAAAAACUCCACUUUACACGAUUUCUGGAAGACAUAAAGAGCCAAUUGAUGAACGUCUAAAAGUUCCCGCUCCGGGGACAUAUAACCCAGAAAAAGGCUACAAAUUUGUUUUGACAUACUCACCGCAAUACACUUUUGGCGUAAAAAUCCACACUGACAAAUAUGCUGAUACGCCAGCUCCCAAUAGUUAUCGUAUUCCGUCUGUAUUGGAGAGUCCCGUCUACACUAUGGUAGGUCGUCCGAAAGACCCUAAGGAUGAUCGCUCUAGAAUACCGGCACCAGGAACAUAUUCUCCAGAGAAAGUACAGAUCAAUAAAACCCCGCAAAUAACGUUUGGAAUAAAACAUUCUCCUCUUCUGGGUCAACUUAAGCCAAUUGAACCUCUUCGUCAUGUUAUGCAAACAAUGAAAAAACCUGCUGAGAAAGAAGUGCAUCACGAUAAUCACAGAGACUUGUCUGAAACUUGGGAAAAAGAAAGUAUAGUGAUCAAAACAAAUGGCCAUGUCAACCCACCCAGAACGCCUGAAACAAAUUCUCGACAAUCUAUGUAUGAGUCUAUAGAUUCCAAUAGCGAUGCUCGCAAUGUGCACACACAUGUGACCCAAGUUAGGAAUGAAAUAAGAAGUUCUACAGCUACGCCAGAGCCUAUCCAAGAAAGGCUUACCCAAGAAAUAGUUUGGGUUCCUGAAACCCAGCCUCGACGAGGUUCUUAUACAAUAGAAAAAUCAGAUGGCAAUGGGUUUAUUGAACGUUAUGAGAAUAGUGAAGUCAUUCCGGUUGAAAAUGGAGCUAUUCAUAUAUCUGGUAGUGGAGAGAGAGGAGCUUCAUGUACUGAGGAGCAUAGUAACGAAGUGAUUGAAAAGGAUGGCUUCUUGCAAAAUGUUAAUAAAACAGUAAACAACUCCAGCGCACAUGAGCAGAGUCAGAAAGCUAGCGAGGAAGUUCGUGUUGGUAGUGAUAUUCAGCACUUACCAAAUGGUGGUAUUACGAAGACCACUACAACAACAACCAUAAAAAAAGUAGGAAAAUCAGCCAAAACAGCGAAUGCUACGACCACAGUCACUCGAACCAAUACUGUUGUAUCUGCACGCGAUGUCGGCGCUAAAUGA